This is a messenger RNA of Penicillium coprophilum, 1293 nucleotides long. RefSeq names its product Amidohydrolase. NCBI's taxonomy places the organism in Eukaryota, Fungi, Ascomycota, Eurotiomycetes, Eurotiales, Aspergillaceae. The coding region runs from base 1 to 1293 and encodes 430 amino acids. The transcript has a single exon. Gene Ontology annotation, molecular function: hydrolase activity. The record is from RefSeq and is a predicted model, not a curated record.
AUGGAUGAAUUUCGGCCGCUUCAGAUCUCUAACCUCAUUGGACUCAAUGAUCUCGAUGUUAAGGAAUACGAGGCCUUGUAUAAGGAGCUCCAUUCCCACCCAGAACUUUCCCAUCAAGAGUUUACCACUGCCAAAACCAUCGCCGAAAGAUUGCGCACAUUUCCUGAUUUAGAGGUCUACGAGAAUAUCGGCGGCACUGGGGUUGCAGGAGUUCUGCGGAAUGGCCCCGGAAAGACAGUCCUCCUGCGCUCCGAAUUGGACGCCUUGCCCAUUUUUGAGGAAACAUAUCUUCCAUUUGCCAGCAAAAAGACUAUGCGUGAUGAGUCUGAUGGUGUUGUAAAGCCCGUCAUGCACGCCUGUGGACAUGACAUGCACAUGGUCUGCCUACUAGCCGCACUUGAUACUCUUGUGGCAAUCAAACACAUCUGGGCAGGCACACUAGUGAUUGUGUUCCAGCCUGCUGAGGAACUCGGCGAAGGUGCACAGCGAAUGAUUGAAGGUGGGUUAUAUGACCUAGUGCCUAUUCCCGAUGUUUUGAUGGCACAACAUGUGGUGGCGAAACCAGUUGGGUGUAUUGGAAUGCGCCCUGGAGUGAUGCUGGCGGGGUCGGACUCGCUCAAGUUGACGUUUCAUGGCAGGGGUGGGCAUGCGUCCAUGCCUGACCGAGCGAUUGAUCCUGUUGUUAUGGUUGCGAGCACGGUCAUGCGACUUCAAACCAUUGUGAGCAGGCAGAUCAGCCCGAGCCAGGAAUUUGCCAUUGUAACCGUGGGCAGUCUGAACGCUGGACAGGCUGCUAAUAUCAUUCCGCAGAAAGCCGAAAUGCAGGUCAAUAUUAGAACGGCCCAUUCGGAGACCCGAAAAAAGGUUCUCGCAUCAAUUGAGCGCAUUGCGAAGGCAGAAAGCAAUGCUAGUGGUGCGGAAGAAGAGCCACUGAUUGAGACGAUUACAAACUUUCCAAUCACAGAAAAUGAUGAAACGACCACCGAGAGACUGCAGGGAACCUUUGGAGCAGUCUUCUCGGAUGGAUUUGACCCUGAAUGGCCCCGGAGCAACGCCAGUGAAGAUUUCACAAAGCUUGGUUUAGCUGUUGGAAAGCCUUGCUGCUUUUGGUUCCUUGGAUGCAUCGAUAGUAAGACCUGGGAUAAAGCAGAGAAGCACGGAAGAGUCUCACAAGAUAUUCCGGUCAAUCACUCGUCUUCCUUCGCUCCGGCAAUUCAACCCACCCUCAAAAUUGGCAGAAAUGCCAUGGUUGCAGGUGCCUUGACCUUCCUGUCGAACAGAAACAAUGCAUAG